GUGCUCAUCCGGCGUUGUCGUCCUCAAGCUUCUCUUGCAAGCAAGGCGUGCAGAUCUCACCAAGAUGGAUGUGCUGUCAGACACCUUCACGACGCUGGCAGCGGCUGUUGAGGUACUGUGAUAGACCACCCAUAUCCCCGUUCUGACGUCUGACUUGUGUGUGCAGGCUGCUGGGUCUCAGGUCGGCGUGCCCAUCACUGCGGAGAUAUCUCUGGCUGUGGUGCUGCUGGCCGUCCUCUGUACUCUGCUCGUCAUCGUCUCACGUGAGAGAGCCUGCCACCGGCGCAGCACAACCAUGCAUUUGUUUGCACUGUGUGUUGGUGUUUGGUUUGGUAUCUUCAGUUGCUCGGAGCCUUCGUAAGGGCACUCGUCGCCUUUCUCGAGGAGAUCUGUUGCUCAUCGCCGGCCAGUGCGACGCCGGCAAGACGGCACUCUUCCACUACGUGAGCUGGACAGCAACACACACAUCCCAUCCCGCGCCGCCUGAUGCCGCGUGAUACUCUCCUAUCGUGUGGUGUGUGUUGUGUGUAGUUGCGGUCUGGUGACUUCCCUGAGACGGUUUCGUCACUGAAGCCGAACACCGACAUCAUCAACGUUCUCCACAAGGUGGGCAGAGCUAGACAGAUACAGAAACACCAAGCACGUCGAGCAGAUGUGUGUGCAUCCAUCGUGUGCGCACUCUGUCUGCAGGAUGAGGGCGACGCGUCGAGCAGCGGCGGCGGCGGUGUUGGUGGAAUAGAGGUGUGCGACUACCCCGGCCACCAGCGGCUCAGUCAUGGCUUCUUUGGCCACCUCAAGCGGGCACGGUGUGUCGUGUAUGUCAUCGAUGCGACCGACAAGGCCGCACUCAAAAACGUCGCAGAGUGAGGGAGGGAGGCAGGGAGAGAGAGAGGGAGGGUCUGGAAGAAUGGAAAAUGCAGGGUACACGCGUCGUGUGUGUGUGUGUCAUCAGGCACUUGUAUGAGAUCUUCACCCACCCGGCGACCAACAAGCUGCGGCCGCCACUGCUGCUGGCGUGCAACAAGAGCGACGUGCCGACAGCCCGCAAGCCUGACAUGGUCAAAGACGACAUUGAAAGGGAAAUGUAAGCCUUAGACACACACAGCAAACCAGACAGAUAGGGAGAGAGUGUGGCCAUGUGCGCUGUGUUGCUUUCUUGGUUGGACUGAUCAGCGAGCGUCUGCGUCAGUCCCGGAGUGCGACGCUGGAGGGUCAGGACGAGGCUGACAACUACCUGGGUGUGGACGGGGAGACCUUCAAGCUCGACAUGGCGCCAUGCAGAGUGGUGAGUGAGUGAAUGAAUGAAUGAAUCAAUGCACACACACACACACGUGGUGAAGGCACAUACACCGACAAGGGUGUUGUGUGUGUGGCUGUGUGUGUGUUUGUCAGGAUAUGUGUCGCAUGUCUGUCAAGAAGGCCGAGGUGCAGGACGUCAUCAAAUUCCUCGCGGACAACUACCGCUAAUACUCAUUAGACGCUGAGGCAAUUAGUCGUUGCGUGUCAAUUUCUGUACAGACAGACAGACGGACUGACAU
Vitrella brassicaformis is the source of this 1538-nucleotide messenger RNA. NCBI's taxonomy places the organism in Eukaryota, Vitrellaceae. The record is from the annotation of a GenBank genome assembly.